AUGACACGAGAACAAUACAUACUAGCAACACAACAGAAUAACCUGCCAAGGGCUGAGAACGCACAACUGUACCCAGUGGGGAUUUAUGGAUGGCGAAAGAGGUGCUUAUACUUCUUUGUCCUUCUGCUGUUGGUUACCAUGAUAGUUAACUUAGCCAUGACAAUAUGGAUAUUGAAAGUUAUGAAUUUCACUGUGGAUGGUAUGGGAAAUCUGAGAGUCACCAAGAAGGGAAUCCGACUUGAAGGUAUAUCUGAGUUUCUACUUCCAUUGUAUGUGAAAGAAAUUCAUUCCCGAAAGGAUAGUCCACUGGUCUUACAGUCUGACAGGAAUGUAACAGUGAAUGCAAGAAAUCACAUGGGCCAGUUAACUGGACAGCUGACAGUAGGCACUGAAGGAGCAGUAUUUGGGCACUCUGUCGAGACACCUCACAUCAGAGCAGAACCUUCCCAAGACCUCAGGCUUGAAUCACCAACCAGGUCCUUGAUAAUGGAAGCUCCCCGAGGGGUCCAGGUGCGAGCUGCUGCAGGAGACUUCAAGGCCACCUGCAGGAAGGAGCUCCAUUUGCAGUCUACAGAGGGGGAGAUAUUUUUGAACGCGGACACAAUUCGGCUGGGAAAUCUGCCGACCGGCUCUUUCUCGUCUUCACCCAGCUCUUCAAAUGCUCGACAGACAGUGUAUGAGUUGUGCGUGUGCCCCAAUGGCAAACUUUACCUUUCUCCAGCAGGAGUGGGUUCCACCUGCCAGUACAGUAGCAACAUCUGUUUGUGGAGCUGA
Molecule: messenger RNA, 774 nt
Organism: Pteronotus mesoamericanus
Lineage: Eukaryota; Metazoa; Chordata; Mammalia; Chiroptera; Mormoopidae
Gene: SGCZ
Product: sarcoglycan zeta
Exons: 6
Coding region: 1-774 (257 amino acids)
Biological process (GO): heart contraction; cardiac muscle tissue development
Cellular component (GO): sarcoglycan complex; sarcolemma
Source: RefSeq, a predicted model, not a curated record